Molecule: messenger RNA, 2263 nt
Organism: Rosa chinensis
Lineage: Eukaryota; Viridiplantae; Streptophyta; Magnoliopsida; Rosales; Rosaceae
Exons: 10
Coding region: 75-1871 (598 amino acids)
Source: RefSeq, a predicted model, not a curated record
GAUACGAAUCUAUCGACCCCUCCACUCUUUCUUUCCAACUACUUCGUCUUCUUCUUCUUGUUCAAAUUGCAGCAAUGGAUCCCUAUUAUGAACAAAGACUCAGAGACGAAGUCAUUUACCUCCACUCUCUCUGGCACCAAGGUCCCCCUAAUCGCCGAAACCCCAUUCCCAUUCCCAAUUCCACAAUCCGAGCCACCCCAAUUGGCAGAAAACCCCAAUUGCCGUACCCGAUCGCCGCCCAAGAAGGCCCCACCACCAAGAGGAAGGCAAGAACCGAAAUUGAAUUGCCCAGCAGCAACAAGAAGCCCUCGCAACCCGACCCGCGUUGGGAAUGCCCGGGUCCGGCCUCGAACGAUGACUCAACCUCUGAGUGGCCAUCAUCUGGGUGGCCAGUGACUUCAGCCAAGCUCAAUUUGGCUCCGGCGUCGGCGGAAGAGCAGUUGAGGCACCACGCACUUCGGUUACACAACCGGGCCUUGGAGGCCUGCGGCGGAUUCUUUAAGGGCAAUGCCGGGUCGGGUAGUGGGUCCGAGAGUGAGGAGGAAGAAGAGGAUUGCAAGGUUGGAGAUGAGGAGAAUGAGGAGUACAAGUUUUUGUUGAAUUUGUUUGUGGAGGAGAGUGGGUUGAGGAGUUAUUACGAGGGGAAUUGGGAUAGUGGUGAGUUCCAUUGCUUGGUGUGUGGUGGGUUGGGGAAGACGAAAAAGAUCAAGGGUUGUGUCGGGCUUGUUCACCACGCGGUUUCGAUAAGCAAGACGAAGAAGAAGAGAGCUCAUAGGGCUUUUGCUCAGGUUGUGUGUAGGGUUUUAGGGUGGGAUUUUGACCGGCUGCCCAUUGUUGUGCUCAAAGGCGAAAGGCUCAGUUUUUAUUUGGCGAAACCGGGCGAUGAACGGGGUGAGAUUGAGGUAAAUGCUGGUGCUAGUGAGGCUGUUUCGGGUGCUGUUAAAGACAAUGUGGGAGAUGAAAGGGAUGGUAAUGCAGAGUCAGGUGAAAAGGAAGCAUCUAAUGGAGACCUAAUUAUUUGUCAGAAAUCUUUGAAAGAUGAUGAUGCAAAUCAAUGCAAAGAAACCCUUAAUAAGGGGAUAUCAGAAAUCAAAGAAGAGAAAGAAGAGGCAAUGAAUACGCGGAGUGAGCCUGAGUUAAAUGUUGACCAGUUGGAUAGUGCACUGAAAGACAAUGUGGCAGCUGAAACUGAUGCUCCUGCUGAAUCUAGUGAAAAGGAGGCAUUUGAUGAUCAUCAGUGCAAUGGUAAAGAACCAAUCAUCUGUCAGAGCUCUUUGAAAGAUGAUGGUACAGAGAAAAGCAGAGAAAGCCUUGAUGAGGGAAAGACAGUAUUAAUAAAGGAAGCAAUUGGAGAAGAAGCAAAGGAUGCAUUGGGUGAGCCUGAGGUACGUGCUGGUUCUUGUGAGGGUGUUUUUUGUGUUGUUAAAGACAAUGUGGCAGCCGAAAAUGAUGCCAAUGCUGAAUUGGGUGUAAAAGAGGUAUUCGAUGAUCAUCAGAUUAACAGUGAAAAUAAAAUGAUUUGUCAGGUUGUAUUGUUUCAGAACUUGUUGAAAGAUGAUGGUACAACAGAAAACACAGAAGCCCUCAACAAGGGAAUAUCAGAAGUCGAAGCAAACAAAGAAGAUGGAGUGGAUAAAGUGGUUGAAGUUCCGGAAAAUGGUGAUGAUUACAAGCAUGAUUCAGUUGUUUCCAAAGAAACAUUGGAUACUAUCAGUGGAUAUACUGGUGAAAUAGGGUCAAAGGUGGAACUUGAGGUAGCCUUAGGUGAUGGAACACCAAUGGCAUGUGAGUUGCAGGCUGAACCUGAGAAAAAUGUGGAUGGUCCCAAUGAUGAUUUAAAUGUCUUUUUGGAGAAUUUAGAACCCCUGUAACAGUGGUCAGAUUCACAUACCUUCAAUGUUCAAAUAUCAUCAAUGUUCCCUCAAUUUGUGGACAAGCGCGAGAUAACUCCAAGGUCAUAACAACUCUGCUAUCAUUGACACUUCUGUUUUCCUUUAGAUGGCGACGACUUAUGACAGCAUAAAUCGCUUAUGUGAUUGUAGAGGCUUUAUAUGGGUCUUAAUGAAAGAGGUUUUAAAUGGUGUAUAGGCAUUCUUUUGCUAUUUAUUGUCUCAGUUAAUUACCAGCCUGAUAAAAUUAUGAAAGGAAAUUGAUAGGGUUUAGGUUUAGGGACACAUGAAAUAAUAAUGAAGUGGAAAAUAGAGAUACCUAAUAUGGGUCACUUCUAAAGAAUGAAAAUUCAUUCGUAUAGAUUUAUUGAUUA